AGAGCAGCCUUUGCCCAGCAGGGAACACCCCCUGCAUAAGCUUUGCUUCCUUUCAAGUGAAGGUGGCGAACAUCCCAGGGCUGAAAUGGAGCUGCUGGGAAUCACAGCCCUUGCUCUUGUGGUUUCUUUGAUUUGCCUUAGUUUGUUUUCAGUGUGGCCAAAAACACGCACAAAGGGAAGACUGCCCCCGGGCCCGACCCCACUUCCCAUUGUUGGGAAUAUACUGCAGUUAAACCUCAAGGACAUGCCUGCAUCUCUUUCCAAGCUGGCCAAAGAGUACGGACCUAUUUACACUCUGUACUUUGGAUCCCGGCCUACUGUGGUCCUACAUGGAUACAAUGUGGUAAAAGAAGCUCUUCUCGACCAAGGUGAUGAAUUUCUCGGGAGAGGACCUUUUCCCAUUGUUGAAGAUAGUCAGAAAGGACAUGGACUACUUUUCAGUAGUGGAGAGAGGUGGAAGGUACUGCGGCGCUUCUCCCUCAUGACCAUGAAGAACUUUGGGAUGGGGAAGAGAAGCCUGGAAGAGAGGGUGCAGGAGGAAGCCCAGUGCCUUGUGGAGGAAUUACGACAAAUGGGAGCUCAGCCCUUUGAUCCCACCUUCAUCCUGGCCUGUGCUCCCUGUAAUGUGAUCUGCUCCAUCCUUUUCAAUGAGCGUUUCCAUUACAAGAAUAAGACACUCCUCACCCUCAUGGACCUUUUAAAUAAAAAUUUUCACCAAGUGAACUCUGUGUGGUGCCAGAUGUACAAUCUAUGGCCAACACUUAUGAAGCAUAUCCCCGGAAAGCACAAGGAAUUUUUAAAAAGACUUGGUGAUGUUAGAAACUUCAUUCUGGAGAAAGUGGAAGAGCACCGGGAGUCCCUGGAUCCCGCUAACCCCCGGGACUACAUUGACUGUUUCCUCAGCAAGAUUGAGGAGGAGAAGCACAACCUGAAAUCUGAAUUUGAUCUGGAGAACUUGGCAAUCUGUGGGUCCAACUUGUUUACAGCAGGCACUGAGACAACCAGUAUUACCCUCCGAUUCGGGAUUCUGCUCCUUGUGAAGUACCCAGAGGUGCAAGCUAAAGUUCAUGAAGAAAUCGAUCGUGUGAUUGGGCACCACCACCCCCCGAGCAUGAAGGACAAAGUGAAGAUGCCCUACACCGAUGCUGUGUUGCAUGAGAUUCAAAGAUACAUCACUCUCCUUCCUUCUAGUCUGCCCCAUGCUGUGGUCAAGGACACGAAAUUCAGACACUAUGUCAUCCCCAAGGGCACUGCUGUGUUCCCGUUACUGUCCUCCAUCUUGUUGGAUCACAAGGAGUUUCCCAACCCAAAGACAUUUGACCCAGGACACUUUCUGGAUAAAAAUGGCUGCUUCAAGAAAACAGACCACUUUGUCCCCUUCUCCCUUGGGAAGCGGUCCUGUGUCGGCGAGAGUCUGGCUCGCAUGGAGCUGUUUCUGUUCUUCACCACCAUUCUGCAAAAGUUUUCCCUAAAGUCUCUGGAGCCUCGGGACCUGGAUAUCAAGCCUGUGGCUACUGGGCUCAUUAAUCUUCCACCACCUUAUAAGUUGUGUCUCAUUCCUAGAUAAGAGUUUGUCCUUUUAAUCCUUUAAAUUGAAAUACUUGGUCCCUUUUUCUUAUUCAUUAAAACCACACGGGCAUUUGUCUCAAUCUACAAAUUCCUUGACAUAGAAGUCUAGGUCCUGAAAGCUCCCGGGACACAAGCCGUGUGUCUGUGUUCCUCGCCUCCUCUGUAAACCAGGCCCCGGCAGAAUGUCACCUGGCCCCAGAAGGCCUUCGUCAGACCCACCAGUCAGCAGCAGGGCUUCUUGUAUGGCUUUGGAAAUGAACAAAUUUUCUGUCACUUUUACAACAGAGAAAUUAAUAUAAUGGCCUACAUACAUUUUUAUAUUCUCACUUCAAAGCAUUUAUAUGAUUUGUAUCACAUCCGCAAAAUAAAUUUUCACCCCAAUGAUAGA
Peromyscus leucopus (white-footed mouse) is the source of this 1957-nucleotide messenger RNA. RefSeq names its product cytochrome P450 2C44. Bases 86 to 1567 code for a protein of 493 amino acids. Gene Ontology annotation, cellular component: cytoplasm; intracellular membrane-bounded organelle. The record is from RefSeq and is a predicted model, not a curated record. Gene Ontology annotation, molecular function: oxygen binding; iron ion binding; oxidoreductase activity, acting on paired donors, with incorporation or reduction of molecular oxygen, reduced flavin or flavoprotein as one donor, and incorporation of one atom of oxygen. Lineage: Eukaryota; Metazoa; Chordata; Mammalia; Rodentia; Cricetidae. Gene Ontology annotation, biological process: xenobiotic metabolic process. The transcript has 9 exons.